AUGUAUUUCAAUAGAUAGCGUAUAUAUAAAAUUGAUGAAUUGAUUAAAUUAACCAAUACUGACUAAGAAAUUAUGUAAUCAGAAUUGGAGAAUCUUAAAUCGUUUAAAUUAUUAAUUUAUAAUGAAGAAGGGAAUUCAUUAAAAUUAAACUAAAAAUUCUAACAUAGAAGUUAAAAAAUUAAGGUCUAAUCAAAAAAAUAAUAAGCUUUUUCUUUAAGUUAGAAAUCCAAAACUAAAUUAUAGGAAUUCAAAAUAGAUUAAAAAGAAAUAGUAUUAGAUAGAAGAGUUUAUUUGGAAUCUUUGAUUGUUAGAGUCCUCAUAAGAAAAAAGUAGAUGGAUCACAAAGAUCUAUUUAUAAUUAAAUAUAAUUUUAAAAAUUAGCAAUUAUUAGCAUUUAUUAUAGAUAUUCAAUAUUUAUACUACUAGGAUAGAAUUAUUUUUAUAUAUAGAAAUCUUUUAUUUAAUUUAAGUAUGAAAUCUCCCAUAUAAUAAAUUGCGAAAAUUUAAUAGAUUCUUGAUUGA
Messenger RNA from Paramecium primaurelia, 522 nucleotides. The record is from the annotation of a GenBank genome assembly. Lineage: Eukaryota; Ciliophora; Oligohymenophorea; Peniculida; Parameciidae.